AUGCCAAUCAACAUUCCACUCUUGACAAUCCCACUCUACUAUGUCCUCGCCGCCAUCCCACAUGGCUACGCCAUGGCCAAGAUAACUGGCGGCGACUUGUCCAAAGCCGACAACUGCAACCCCCACGGCAUGGCAACCCAAGAGAAACUCAAGAAGCUCGUCGGCCCUCGCGAGUUCGCAGCAUUCGAGCGUGCCGAAUCAUGUCACCGCAACGCCUUGGAGAACAUGCCGCUGUUCGUUGCCGCCAUCUUUGCUGGUUGCUUAGCGGAGUGGAGAGCGGGUGCGGGCGCAACGGGAGUGACGACCUUCUCGAUUGUGUGGAUGGCGCUGAGGACGGCGUAUACGAUCAACUAUAUCGUAGUCGAAACGAGGAAGUGGGCAUUCGUCCGGAGUCUGAUCUACUUCAUCACCACCUUCUGGGCGUUCGCGGUGAUUAUUCGAGCGGCGAUCGUGUUCGGGAAUUAG
This is a messenger RNA of Recurvomyces mirabilis, 465 nucleotides long. RefSeq lists its product as uncharacterized. Bases 1 to 465 code for a protein of 154 amino acids. Gene Ontology annotation, cellular component: membrane. NCBI's taxonomy places the organism in Eukaryota, Fungi, Ascomycota, Dothideomycetes, Mycosphaerellales, Teratosphaeriaceae. The transcript has a single exon. The record is from RefSeq and is a predicted model, not a curated record.